Molecule: messenger RNA, 840 nt
Organism: Cylicostephanus goldi
Lineage: Eukaryota; Metazoa; Nematoda; Chromadorea; Rhabditida; Strongylidae
Source: the annotation of a GenBank genome assembly
AUGCCGACGUUCGGUUUGCUUGAUGAUGAUGACGAUGACGAAUAUAUCGGUCACGAAGACCUACAGUUCAAGCGAUACGCUUUCCCAAGUGUUCAGCCGCUGGACAGGGUGUUUUUCGGUUUGCUUGAUGAUGAUGACGAUGACGAAUAUAUCGGUCACGAAGAUCUGCAGUUUAAGCGAUACGCUUUCCCGAGUGUUCAGCCACUAGACAGGGUGUUGUCAGCAGCCCUCCAUACUACAUUGUCAAGGCUGCUUCGUGGAAAGAGCCUGUCACCUGAAAAAAGCGAAUUUGGCGAUGAAUCGUUUAGCAAAAAACCAGAUUUUCCGUCGCCACCAAGCAAUAUCAUCGAAACCAGACCAUUAGAGCGUGGAAGCUCUCCAGAAGAGAUUGCACAAUACUACAUUGAAAGAGCUCGGAAGCACUUUGAAGAAGAGCCUAAGGAAAGAGUUUUGGUCAUAUCAAACACCAGAUUUUUAAAGAAAUUACCUGUAGUUGCUGCUGCUGAACAUACUCAAGAGCACCAACUAAACCUUCAUGAUAAGAUUGCUGAACCGACAACUGUAGCCAAUGCUGUUACAUCUCCUACGGCAACUACCUCGAAACUACCGAAUUCUCUGGAGGAAUGUUACCCGCGUGAAUUGAAACUAGCGGAGGGUUGUGAUAAGGCUAAGAAAAUGAUGGAAGAGAAUAAGGACCAGAAAAAUCUACGGGUGCUUACUAAGCGUACUAUUAUUGAGAGGGUUACUGUGGAGUCCAAAAGAACAGCGAAUGAGGAAGGAAUUCGAGCGGUUGCUGAAUUUUUUGUCAAAUUGUUUGCUGGGAAGCCAGUCAUUGGGUAA